Messenger RNA from Adineta steineri, 2019 nucleotides. NCBI's taxonomy places the organism in Eukaryota, Metazoa, Rotifera, Eurotatoria, Adinetida, Adinetidae. The record is from the annotation of a GenBank genome assembly.
AUGAGUGAUAUAUCAUCAUCAUGGGAAGAUCUUAUUAUUCGUCAUAGUGAAACAAAAUUAAAAUCACGUACAUGUAGUAUAUUCAAUAUUAAUUCAAGUUUAUCAACUGAAUCAGAUAAAUUAUGUCCUUGUGAUCGUAUGAUUCGUCGUCAUAGUUUAAUUGGUGAAUGUUUACAAUCUAAAGCGGCUGCAAAUGGAAAUACUACAUGGGAACCUCCAACGAAAUUUCUUGAUAAUGCAAGUCAUUCUACAAAAGUUCCUAUUAAUGUCUAUGGAACAUUACAAUCUGUUGGAUGUAAAUUUAUUCGAGUUGAUAGUCGAGUAGCAAUCAAAGAUUUAUUUCAAUUAGUUCUUGAAGAUUCUGGUGGACAAAAACCAGAUUUAAUUAUUAGUGUUUAUGGAGGUGCUAAAUAUUUUACAAUGACAGAACGACUUGAAAAAGAAUUUAUUAGAGGGGUUAUUGAUGCUGCUACUAUGGCUGAUGCAUGGAUUCUUACUGCUGGUAUCAAUAAUGGUGUAUCAAAAUUAGUUGGUGAAGGUAUUUCACAUUAUCGUUUAUUACGAGAAUAUUCAAAUAAAGUUAAAUGUAUUGGAAUGACUAUGUGGGGUACUAUUAAUGAAACUACACGUCUUGAACUUAAAGGUGCAUCACAAGGAUCUCCACGACCAUUAUGUCAACGACAAAUACCAGAAAGUGCUCAAGAAAAUAAAGAGACAAUUGAAUUGAAUCAUACACAUUGUAUUCUAUUCGAUAGUGGUCGAUUAAAUGAAUAUCUUAGUGAUUCACAACGUCAUCAAUUUGUUACUGAAGCAUGUGAAGAUAAAGAAGAUCAACAUGCAUGCCUAGGUAGUCUUGAAAUUCUUGAAAAUGAUAUUCAUGGAGAACGACCUAUUGUUUUAAUUCAAGGUAGUGGUCGUAUUGCUGAUGUAUUGGCUACAUUAGUCGAACAAACAUCUAAUCCUGAUGGAACUCAAGAUUGGGAUCCAUCUAAAAACGAAGUUGAACAAGCACUUGAUCGAUUUUAUCCUAAUAUUGCUUAUUCAGAUAAAACUAAAAAUAAGAAAAAAAGUGUUGAAAAUACGAAACAAAAUGGAAAUGAAUUAUUAGAACAAGUAAAACAACGUCGAAAUGAUGAAGAUAAACUCGUAGAUUUGGCAUUGAAAUGGAAUUAUUUCGAUGGGGUCUUACCAAUAUUACAAGCACGACAAGGUGAAAUGGCAAGGAAAAAACAUGAUUUUAUGAAGGCUGAUAUAGCACGACAAAAAGCAUUAUUCUUAAAAUCUCUUGAAAAAAAUCGUGCAACAUUUAUUGAAUAUUUUUUAAGUGCUGGUUUUGAUCCAUUAACAUUAGCUGAAAAAGAUGAUAUUUAUAGUUAUCAAUUGGUUAUUUUAAAUUUAUAUAACAAAAGUUAUCAAGCAAUGAAUGUGGCACAUAAAAGUCGUGUAAUGAUAUCAUUUGGUACAUUACCACUUGAAUCAAUAAAACAACUUGAUUACAGAAUAAAUAAACUUAUUGGUUCAUUUUUUGGUUCAGUUUAUUCCGCUAAUGAUGAUAGUUUUAAAAAUCGUCUUAAAAUCGAUUUAAGUAAUCGUAUGUGUACUUGUUGUGUAUCAGCACAUGAAGAUAUCGAUGAAUUAACAUCUAUUCGUGUUCACGGACAACUUACACAUGCACAGAGUAAAUAUACAAAACAUCAUAUGUUCCGUGAUCUUUUUCUAUGGUCUGUUUUUAUGGAUAUGCCUGAAAUAACUAAAGUAUUAUUUCUUCAUGUUCGAUCUCGUAUAUGUGCAGCUUUAAUAGCUUCAGCUAUAUUUAAAAAAUAUGCUUCAUUAUCUCAUUCAGUUGAUAUGACAGAUAAAUUUCAACUUCAAGCAUUAGAAUUUGAAACAUAUGCAGCAAUUUCUUUGGAUAAAUGUUAUGAAUGUAAUGAUGAACGUGCAUGUGAAUUACUUUUACGACAAUUACCAAUUUUUGGUAAUGUUACAUGCAUGCAGGUUAAUUUAAUUUUUCUACAUUAA